Molecule: messenger RNA, 7366 nt
Organism: Lagopus muta (rock ptarmigan)
Lineage: Eukaryota; Metazoa; Chordata; Aves; Galliformes; Phasianidae
Gene: ZNF384
Product: zinc finger protein 384
Exons: 12
Coding region: 1792-3483 (563 amino acids)
Biological process (GO): regulation of transcription by RNA polymerase II
Cellular component (GO): nucleus
Molecular function (GO): DNA-binding transcription activator activity, RNA polymerase II-specific; RNA polymerase II cis-regulatory region sequence-specific DNA binding
Source: RefSeq, a predicted model, not a curated record
AGAACAGAGCUAAUCCUGGCUCCUCACAGGAAGAAGUUUUGCAUUGCCUGGGAUGACCAUUGUCCCAGCACCUUUUUGGGUGAGGCAGGCACUACCUCUUGGCCACCAGGAGAUUUCCUUUUGCCCAGCACUCCGGAUAUUGUGGUUUCAUGAUCACCCUAGCCAACCCAAAUGCGGGCUGCUACAGCUGUGUGCUCCCUGGUCCCACCCUCUUACUCAUGCUGGCCCUGAAGAGCUGUUUCAGCAGGCCAAGCUGGCACAAAUCUCAUAUAACAAUUAAAAAAAAAAAAAGAAAAGUUUUUUGUUAAGUCAGAGUACUGAAACAGCUCAGCCAAAUGCUUGGCGAGUAAUAACAUAAAUGAGAAGGGAACCUAAUUUAACCCGGAAGGUGGCUCCAGUGCCAAAGUUAGUCCUGCUGCACAUGGUGGAAUGAAGUAGAUCAUAUCCAAAAGUCUCUCAGCACCUGAAUUACAAAAGUUUAGGGCAGGGUAGGGCUGCAGUAGCCAGCUUGGUUUCAUGAUUGCGUGGGACUUCUGCAAUUCAAGGUGCACUGCAUUGUCCAGGAACAGCCUCAUGCCUCAUCCUGUGCCAUCACCAAGGCUGGAAGGAUGUGCUACUGCCUUAUGUGCAGCCAAGCACGCUGCACAGCAACACGAGCAGUCUAGCUGGGCCUAAUCUGAGAAACCACAUUGUCAAACUGUGAGCUGCCAUCCCCAUCGGCGUCAAGUUGUGAAUAAUAAUGAAAAAAAAAGCGUAUAGGUGUGUUUAUGCUGUGUGCAACUGCAGAAAGGGGGUUACCCUGCCUCCUUUAAGCCUGGCCUCUCCCUUAUGUCUGCUACAGCACUGAUGUGGCUGAGGCGCUCCGACUCGCAAAGCUGGCAGAAAACAGCCUUGCUGCAAGGCGGGCUGCGUGCCAGCGUGUCAGCGCCACGAGCCCGGGGCCGUGCCAGAGCCGGCGCAACUGCGGGGCACGGCUCACACGGCGACAGGAGGCCAUCUGACCCGGCCACCGGCGAAGCGCAGGGCUCUGGCGUCCGGCCCAGGGCGACAGGUCGGCCGACACGACGCGGGGCAGGGCAGGAGGAGGUGGGUUGCCCCGAGCCGCGCAGAAGAGACGCCCGGCGCCGGCCUCCGACGGCUGGCCCGGACGAAGGUAGGUGAGGGCGCGUGGACGGGAGCCCGGCGGAGGGGCGGGACCGUUCAUGAAUAUUCAUAUUUCUUAUGAAUAUUCACGAGGGCCGCGCACCCGCACGGGCACGUCACGUCGGGGAGGCCUCCUGGGCCGGAAGCCGUCUCAACGCCGGGCUGGGGAGCGCCGCGCGCCGCCACAGCUACUUCCGCCCUCCCCGCAACCCGGGCUCUCCGCUCGCCAGCACCCGCGCUUCCGGUAGGCGCGCGCCCACCUCUGCCCCCCUCUUCCGGCCCAGCCGCCCGCCCACCACGCUCCCGCCGCCGGGAAGCCGACCCAGGCCGGCGGCUGCCGCCGCUCCUCCUCUUUUUCAAGAGAAGCCGUCGAUGACGCCGUUCCGCUCCGCUCGGCGCCCCGGAAGAGCUGAGUCGCGCUCCUCCUCUUGAUCCGGAAGCGCCUCGCCGCUCCUCUUUCCGAGACGGCCCUGGAAGGAGGAGCGAUGCAAGAGGAGGGAGAGUGAGAGGGGAGGGUACAUUGACAUCUGUCUGAUACUAGACUGGUGAAUAGGAAGAAGGUCCCAUCUCUGGCCCGUUUGUGGAAGCUGGGAUGAUGAAGGCACUGCAGUGGGAACGUGCUGUGGUACAGGGUUGAAGCUCCAGCCCAUGUGGGAUAGUUAUAGAGCAAUUGGAAGGGUUGCGUGCAGAGUUCUGGUAAAGAUGGAAGAAUCUCAUUUCAACUCCUCUCCGUACUUCUGGCCAGCAGUGCCCACGGUUUCGGGACAGAUUGACAACACCAUGUUUAUUAACAAGAUGAAGGAGCAGCUAUUGCCCACAGAGAAGGGCUGCAGCCUUGCUCCCCCCCACUAUCCUGCCUUGCUGACAGUGCCCACCUCAGUGGCCCUUCCCACUGGCAUUGCAAUGGACUCUGACACCAAGCCGGAGCAGCUGACACCACACAGCCAAGCCCCUGUGACUCAGAACAUCACCGUGGUGCCAGUGCAGUCUGCUGGGCUCAUGACAGCAGGUCCUGGUCUCGUGAUAACUUCUCCAUCAGGCUCCCUGGUGACUACAGCCUCCUCUGCACAAACCUUUCCCAUCUCAGCUCCCAUGAUCGUCUCUGCACUACCCCCUGGCUCCCAGGCAGCCCUCCAGGUGGUGCCUGACCUGACCAAGAAGGGGACAACCACCCUCUCCGAAGGUGGGGGGGGGGGCGGGGGUGGGGGAGUUGCCCCCAAACCGCCUCGGGGCCGGAAGAAGAAACGAUUGCAGGAAUCGGGGCUGCCAGAGAUGAGCGACCCCUUUGUGCUGUCAAACGAGGAUGAUGAGGACCAGCACAAGGAUGGCAAGACAUACAGUUCCGUGAGCAGCGGAACUAAUGAAGCCUGGUUUCCAGCGGCUCUCUCCUGUGUGGAUUCUCUGAUGUCUAAUCAAGGGUGCCGGAUGUGUUCGCUGACCUUCUACUCCAAGUCGGAGAUGCAGAUCCACUCCAAGUCCCAUACGGAGACAAAGCCACACAAGUGUCCUCACUGCUCCAAGAGCUUCGCCAACAGCUCCUACCUGGCCCAGCACAUUCGCAUCCACUCAGGGGCCAAGCCCUACACAUGCAGCUACUGCCAGAAGGCCUUCCGCCAGCUCUCCCACCUGCAGCAGCACACACGGAUCCACUCCAAGCUCCACACGGCGAUUGUCAAGCCGCACAAGUGUCCUCACUGCUCCAAGAGCUUCGCCAACACAUCCUACCUGGCCCAGCACCUCCGCAUCCACUCGGGGGCCAAGCCCUACACCUGCCGCUACUGCCAGAAGGCCUUCCGCCAGCUCUCCCACCUGCAGCAGCACACACGUAUCCACACUGGGGACCGACCCUACAAAUGCGCUCACCCUGGUUGUGAAAAGGCUUUCACGCAGCUUUCCAACCUGCAGUCCCACAGACGGCAGCACAACAAAGACAAACCUUUCAAGUGCCACAACUGCCACCGUGCAUACACAGAUGCUGCCUCGCUGGAGGUACACCUGGCUACACACACGGUGAAACAUGCCAAGGUCUAUACCUGCUCCAUCUGCAGCCGGGCCUACACCUCGGAGACGUACCUGAUGAAGCACAUGCGGAAACACAACAUCCCUGAUCCACAGCAGCAGGUGGUUCAGGCCCAAGCCCAGGCCUCUCAGCAGCAGCAGCACUUCCAGCCACAGGGAGGUGGGGCAGCAGGGGGCCCUUCUGGAGACACUAACCAACCCAAUCCUCCCCCUCAGUGCUCCUUUGACCUGACUCCUUACAAGACUUCAGAGCAUCAUAAGGACAUCUGCCUCACUGUCAGCACCAGCGCCAUCCAAGUGGAGCACCUCUCCAGCUCCUAGAGAGACCUCAAGCCAGGGAGCAGAAAGCCUCUUGUGCAUAGCCUGCGCCCAGGGGCACCGCUUGUGUGGUGGCCCUCCUCGUGCAACAGUCUCCGGCCUCUCCUCCUGCAACAGCCUCUUCUGGCUGUGUAACCCUGUUCAUGGCAGCCCCUUGAAUAACAGCCUUUAUCAAGGGGGUGCUCCUUCUGUGCAACAACCUGCCUGGUAGGAGGAUGCUUCCUUGUGCAAGAGCUCCUUUCCUGUGCUGGGAUCACUUCCUCAUGCAAGAGCCCCUCCUUUAAAACCCAAAGAAAGGCCUCUGUUUUGCCUUCUCUCACUGUAGGAUGCGUAUGAAGGGGUGGGGAGGUGUUGAGACAUGCGUGGUGAAUGGAAUGGAGUCCUAGUAUGUACAGGGGCUUGGACAUGCUUUCAGUGGGCCACAGAAGAAUGUGGCAGGGUUCACAACUGGAUGGUUUAUUUUUAUUUUUUUUUGAGGAUUUCCUUGAGUGUCUAAGAGGGAAAUAUCCAUUCCUGUUCCUCCUGCUUGUGAAAGGGAGGAGGGGUCGAUUGUUCUGCCCCCAGGACUGGAUGGGAGAAACCUCCCCAGUGGAAAGUGAGACCAGUGUGGGGGAGAGAUGAGGCAUGUUCUCUGGGCUGGACAGGUGCCUGCACUGCCUGGGGGCUAUGGAGUAUUGCACUCUUUCUUCUCCCCUAGUGGAGAGCAAUAGAGAGGAGUCUGUUGGAACUGGCUGCUGCCUCUCCCAGCUAUCUGAGCAGCGUAAUGGCCAAGGCCCCAUAGGAAUGUGGGUUCCUGCUCGUUGCUCUUCCUGCCCGUUGUGGAUGAUGUCCUAGCAGCUUGUACUUCUCUCCCUCCUGCUUCCCCCACCUCCUCAGAAAAGCCUGCAGGCAUCAACAACAAACCAAAAAGCAAUGGAGGGGAGGGUGAGAGACUGCCAAAAUAAUCAUCGCCCUUCUCUCUACUCCCUUUCUCGCAAGGUGGAACAACAGCAGUUCUGACUCACACCCCCCUGUCCUGCCCCGUUUCCUAAAGGGAAGGAGGAGGAGGAGUAGACCAGUCUUUCAAGGAGCCGGCGGGUGAUAGGGAAAGGCUAGCUUCUCUGCUCAGCUCCCACCAGAGUGCUCUCUCAGGCUCCUCUUGCCAAGACGGGCUGGACUCACAUGGCAGUGGUGGCCUCUUCUGGACCCUGAUCAUGGGAGAGAAUCCCCAAAAGGUGGACAGUGGAGAGAAAGGGAUGAAGAUCCCCACAGAGAGACCAAUCUAAAGAGAACGGGGAGCCAACAAGAAUAAACUGAAGGCCCCGUGAAUUUAUAUAUAUAUACAUAUAUAUAUAUAUAAAUAUCUAUUCCCCACCCCUGGCCCGCUCUGUCCUUGCUGUAACUGUUUCUAUCUCUGUGUUUAUAAAACGCAUUAUCCUGGCAAAUUUUUAUUUUCAAUCUUCGUUUGUUUUUCCCUCUCUCUUUGUCUUCUCUUCUCCUUCCCUUUUGGUUUGUUUGUUUGUUUUAAUUUUUUUUUUUUUUUUUUGGUCCACAUGACUAUGGUCUUGUGUAUCACUUCUUAGUUCCUUUGGAUCGUGGAGGCUGACUCAAAUGAAAAGGCAAGGGAAAAAAGCAUGUGUUGGGAUUUUAAAAUACCCACUCAAAGCCUAUAGUUUCAGAUUUCUGUACGAACAAACAAAAGGAGCUUUUCUUUUUUUUUUUUAAUCACCUUGUGUAGAAAUAAACUGGUGUAAAAGGCUCCUCAGAGGUGCUACUGCAGGCACCCUGCCCCUGUGCCGUGUGUUCCUUCCCCACGCACCAGACUGCAGCACGAGCAUCUUGCUGCUGCAAGCACCGAGCACCGUAAUGCAUCCCUGUCUUCAGGCAGCCUUGUGGUUUGCGUAGUGAAAGUUGGAGCUCUGCACCUGGGUAGUCUGUGGCAGAGAGUUGCUUCUCUGUGUUUAGUCAGCAGGCUUGGCUGCAAGUGGCUGAAGUUUUUUGUAGGUUCACAGAUGAGGCUAGAAGAGAAUACCUGACUCCUACAUUUUACAGGUGACAUUUCAAGCUAUUUAUUCUGCACUGAGCCUCGAUAGCUAAGGUGUAUUGUAAGUGCACGUUCACAGAAUGUAUUGGCUUGAUUUUGAGGCACAGGGAUACAGCAAAUCCCUUCCAUUGGUAACCCGCUGCAAGGGCUUUGUGUUCUUGCUCUCUAAAUAUCUAAGUCUGGUUUCUCUUGGAUUUGGUUGCCUUUGGCUUCCAGUUCAGAUCCAUCCUACUGAUUUAGAGAACCUUCGAGCUUCCUCCUCUGACCUGGUAUUUAAAACACUAGCAUCUCUCAAAAUCUACUUUUUACAAUCUAAGUAGAGGGAACUCCUUCAGUCUUCCACUAUAAAGGAUUUCCUCCUGCCUGUGAAUUAUUGUCUUUUAUUUUCACAUCAUGUCAAUUUUUUCUGAAUCCUGUAAAAACAUUCAUUUCUGAAUUAAGUGUUCAAUCUCCAGUGCCAUGCACAAGGUUGCCCUUCCCUUUGCCUUAAGUCUGCAGAGGAUUGCAUUUUCUCUUUUCUCCAGCAUUAUACAGGAGCUCAUGUUAGCUGCUUAUCUGGUGCAAUUCUAAAUCAUCAGAAAUCUCAGCUUCCUAUGGUAAUCUUUUCCCCUUUCUAUAUAGUCAGAGUUCUUAUUUCCUGUUUGUUUAAUGUGAGACGGUCUCAAAGUCCAUUUUGUUUGACCUGGCUUAUAGUGGUCCAGGUCACAAGCCACUUUUGCCAGUUUUUGUCACCCACAAACUGUAUCAGUUGUUACUUUUUAACUUUCAGAUCCAUCUGACCUACACUAACUUGAAAAGCAUCAUUCAGUGCAACUUUUUAUUAGCUUCUUUUUGAGACUUGCAGGCUAGAAGGCAUUUCUUAAUCCUCUUAGUAUGUGAUUAUGUACAGUAAAUCUUUUUGACUUAUGGUGCUAGGUCAAUGCCUUAUGAAAAUUUAAGUAUGUUGCACCUAUGCAGUCCCCUUUGUUAAACCAAACGUAUAAUGAUGUCAUCAAUGAAUGAAUCCAGGGUUUCAUUUUUUUUUUCCCCUCUACAAAACCUGUAUUUCGUAAAUCUUUGGGUUAUAGGAUUCAUUCUUCACUCAUUCAUUCAUUCUUCAUCUUAACGGGUUUUCCAUUAUUUUGCCUCAGACUGAUUUUGAUGCUGAGUCCUUUCAUUUGCAUUUUGGGAAUACUGUCGUGAAUGUCUUACAGUAUUUCUCUAAUAUCCCACAUUUAAUUAAAAUUGGAACUGCUGGGCUAGAGAGCUUGCUAGUCCACUCUUCUAGGACUGUUUCUUUACUGACUUAAAAAUAUAUGUCCCCAAUAGAUGUUGUCUGAUUUCUUGCUUUGAUACUACGGUACUGAAGAGAAGUUGCUAUUUUCAUACUCCUGCCACGUUCUGUUUCUGACUAUGGGAUUAGAAGUAUUUGCUGACUGAUUUUCUUUAUUCUCUAGCAGUUUAAUCAUUUUUACUUAGCAUGGAUAUUAGCAGUAUUUAUUUGUCUGCUUUUUAUUAAAACAACAACAACAACAACAACCAAAACCAACAAAAACACAUGAAACAAAAACAAAUGAAAGCUCCAAAAUUCCUUUCCUUUUAUCGGUGGUUUUGCUUGCCACAAAUUUUUCCUUACUAGUUUUUGAGGGUUUUUUUUUUCUCUAUCUAAUAAUAUUUGUUUUAUCUCAUUUGUCUGGCCUUCCCCUUUUCCAUGUGUUGUAUUUUGGCCUUUUGUCUUUUUUUUCCCCCCUUGUUUCAGUUGUUUUUUCUUGCUCACAGACUUUCUCACUGAACCCAGAACAAGCUUUUCCUGAAAGCUUUGUGGAAUUGGGAUGUUUUUGGCCAUACAAUCAUAUUUUAAUUAAAGAAUAGUUUUCAUUCACA